AUGGCCCACGUCACUCAUGGCCGGUGGUGCAUCUUCACAGCCGGGGCCUCCUCGAGGAGACUAUCGGCUCGGUCCAUCACUGCCAGCGGCCCACUCCUCACGCCACGCAGGACUUUCUCCUGCGGGGGUGUCCGGGGGCGAAUGCCUGUGGCGUGGCACGAGGGUGAAGCAUUCUCCGCCGCCAUGACGGACGACGCAGUUGCGCUCUUGAUCGCCCGCGCACGCUGCAACGAGGGAGCCGAGCAACUGCCCGGAAAGCGGCGGACGACGAACCACGCGCCACCCCGCUACGCAGGUUGGCCGUGGUGGAGGGCGCUGGUGGCUCCAUGCGCCCGAACACCGCCGGCGAGAGGACCUUGUAACCCGGCGGAAUACGCAACGCAAUGA
Trypanosoma conorhini is the source of this 387-nucleotide messenger RNA. RefSeq lists its product as uncharacterized. The transcript has a single exon. The record is from RefSeq and is a predicted model, not a curated record. NCBI's taxonomy places the organism in Eukaryota, Euglenozoa, Kinetoplastea, Trypanosomatida, Trypanosomatidae. The coding region runs from base 1 to 387 and encodes 128 amino acids.